Molecule: messenger RNA, 1625 nt
Organism: Andrographis paniculata
Lineage: Eukaryota; Viridiplantae; Streptophyta; Magnoliopsida; Lamiales; Acanthaceae
Product: desmethyl-deoxy-podophyllotoxin synthase-like
Exons: 2
Coding region: 12-1535 (507 amino acids)
Molecular function (GO): heme binding; oxidoreductase activity, acting on paired donors, with incorporation or reduction of molecular oxygen; monooxygenase activity
Source: RefSeq, a predicted model, not a curated record
UAUUCCAAUCUAUGGAUACUGAACUAUCAUCUUCGAUCAUCCUUUUUUCAUCCCUCAUUUUUCUUGCAUUCUUAUGGAAUGUAAUCACUCGCUCCAAACUCCCCCGGAGCUCCGGCAAACUUCCGCCGGGGCCGAGAAAGCUGCCCUUCAUCGGGAGCUUGCACCACCUUAUUAAGUCGCGACCACCCCAUCACAUUUUAACCAACUUAGCGUCGAAAUAUGGGCCGUUGAUGCACUUGCAACUAGGCGAAGUCAGCGCCAUUGUUGUGUCGUCGCCUGAAGCAGCAAAAGCGGUCAUGAAUACGCAUGACGUCAACUUUUCUAAUAGGCCAUCCCUCUUUGCCUCAAAAGUUAUACUUUAUGAGAAUUCUGAUGUAGCAUUUGCGCCGUAUGGCGAAUACUGGAGACAGUUGCGAAAAUUUUGCACAAUAGAGCUGCUGAGUCCAAAGCGCGUCCAAUCUUUCCGCUCCUUAAGGGAAGAAGUGUUUAUGAAUAUGUGCAGUUCGAUAGCUUCGAAAGAAGGCUGCUCCCUCGACAUGUCUGAGAAACUUUCUUUGAUUACGUGUGACUUGAUUUUGCGGGCAGCCCUUGGCAAUACGAGUAUCGAUGAACACUCACCGUUGGUGUCCAUAGUCAUUGAAGCUUUUGUAAUAAUCGGAGAAUUCAAUCUCGGCGAUCUUUAUCCCUCCAUCAGUUUGUUUAAAGGAAUCGGCGGAUAUAAAGGCCGGUUGGAGAAGUUGCGCAAACAUAUGGAUACGUUGCUCGACAAGAUUAUCAAUGCUCGAAGAGCAACCAAAUCUCAAGAUCAAGAGGAGGAAACCUUCACCGAUGUUCUCCUCAAUUUCCAUAAGGACACGGGGCAUGAAUUCCAAUUAAGUGAUGAUAACAUAAAAGCUGUGCUAGUGGAUAUAUUCGUUGGUGGGAUCGAAACUUCAUCGGCUACAGCAGAAUGGGCUAUGGCAGAAAUGAUGAGACAUCCAAUUGUUCUUAAGAAGGCACAAGAUGAGGUGAGACGGGUUUUCGGCGACAAGGGGUUUGUCGAUGAGUCCGACUUCGAUGAGCUAAAGUACCUAAAGUUAGUGAUCAAAGAGACUUUUAGAAUUCACCCACCGGGGCCUCUACUGCUGCCGAGAGAAAGCUCGGAGGCCUGUGAGAUUAAUGGCUACACAAUACCUGCAAAAACAAGGACUAUGGUGAAUGUAUGGGCCAUUGGAAGAGAUUCUAAAAUCUGGAAAGAUGCUGAAAGCUUUAUUCCAGAGAGAUUUCUCGAUAAAGAUAUUUCUGUCGAUUACACAGGGAAGGGUUUCAAGCUCAUGCCUUUUGGUGCUGGGAGAAGGAUGUGCCCUGGAAUGGCAUUUGGCCUUGCCAAUGUCGAAGUCCCGUUGGCAAUGUUGCUUUACCAUUUUGAUUGGGUUUUGCCACAGGGAAUCAAACCAGAAGAUUUGGACAUGGGAGAAGCCAUUGCCCUUUCAGGAAGAAAGAAAACCCCACUUUAUGUGAUUCCCAAAUUGAAAAACCCUUUGCCUCUAAAGUGAAAUCGAGGGACACUAUCUUUGUUAAUUUCUAUGAUCGAGCCAUUUCAUAGUCAUGGGAAAUAAGGCUUGAUGUUAUGUACUACAGUGGAU